Molecule: messenger RNA, 15815 nt
Organism: Cololabis saira (Pacific saury)
Lineage: Eukaryota; Metazoa; Chordata; Actinopteri; Beloniformes; Belonidae
Gene: rnf213a
Product: ring finger protein 213a
Exons: 67
Coding region: 105-15815 (5236 amino acids)
Biological process (GO): negative regulation of non-canonical Wnt signaling pathway; ubiquitin-dependent protein catabolic process; sprouting angiogenesis
Cellular component (GO): membrane; cytosol; nucleolus
Molecular function (GO): ATP hydrolysis activity; ubiquitin-protein transferase activity; metal ion binding
Source: RefSeq, a predicted model, not a curated record
CACAAGACCAUGACUGGCAAAAUAGAAAGUGAAAGGAUUUCCGUCAGUGUGGAAUAUAAAUUGAAAAUACCUUCUUCUUUUGUAGCCAUAACUGAGGCCUGAAGAUGAAGUGCUCUGGCUGCAGCCAUAUUAUUGUGGAGAAAACAGCCAAGUUUUGCAGUAACUGUGGCAAAAGUCUGUCUGCACAAUUUGGAAACACACAAGGAAAUCAGCCUAAAUCUUUGGAAACAGACGUGGAAAGUAAAACUGAGGAUUCAGAUUCUCAGAAAAAUGUCCAACUUGCAGAGAACACAGAUGGGAAAAGAUCUCCCAAACGGCAAAAUGAAGAAGAGCCCAACUCCAAGAAGAAGAAAAAAAAGAAGAAGAGAAACAAACGGAAGAAAGAUGGUAACAUAUCAGAUCAAGAGAAAAGCCUGUCUGACCAGUCCUACAUUUCUGCGGGAGACAACCAGCAGCAGAGGAGACUGAGAGGAGACUCUAGUGACAGUGAAAGCUCUGACACUGCAAUGAACAAAAGACGCCAAGAUGAGUUCUCCUCCAUGGAAACACCACCUAGUUCAUUAGUUGCUGACAAUACAGUGGCCUCUUUUGAAGAGACAGAAGUCACUCAGAGUGAAAACACUGGUACAGUUGAGGCUGGUGUAGCGGCUCAGUCAGAGGAAGCCGCUGACGGCCCUAAAGAGGGAGAACGCGAUGCUCAGAAUUCAACUCAGGAUCAGACAAUCAAGACGGCACCAGCUGACACUCCAGAUCAACCACCCACCUCAGAGAACAAGACCUCCCAGUCAGCUCCUGGUACAGGGACAGAAGCUGCUAAUCCUAAAGAUCAAAAGACUGCCUGCAAAAACGCAAAUAACAAAGAAGAAACUGACAUUACUAAACAGCCUGCAGUGGUCCAGGAUGCCAACGUGGAUCCAAAUGGGAAAGAGACCGGAGACCUAAAACAGAAGGGAAACCUUAAGGAUAGUCACAAACAGAAGGGGAAAGGUCAGCAGGAUCAGAAGGAAAAAGGUCAGCAGGACCAGGACCAGAAACAGAAGGGGAAAGGUCAGCAGGACCAGAAACAGAAGGGGAAAGGUCAGCAGGACCAGAAACAGAUCAAUUCAUCAUCAAAGGCUGCCAACUCAGGCUCCAGUGUGGAUCCAGAAAAGACAAAAAUGGAUGUGCAGGAGUCGGGGAGUGUGCAGGACACAACUUCAGACGAUGACAAAGAACGUAAACAGGACAGUCAGGAUAACGUCCCAACUCCCCCCCCUAAAAGACCAACCCAGAACAAGACCAUUGCUGCAUGUGAAAGACUCACAAUUUACUUCCACGCAGUCCUCUCAAAGGAUUUCAAAUUUGAUCCUGAUAAAGAUCAAAUUUUCAUCAGAGCUGGCACCCUCAUUGGUACAUGGGAGGAAAAUGCAGCAGAACUCUCUGUGACCAGGGAUUUGGGAGAACAUGGGUAUCUGGUGGAAGGACGUAUGACGACAAGCAAAAAUGAAACUGUGUCUGAGUCAAUACCGUACAAAUAUGUUGUCUAUAAGGAUAAGAAGCACGAAUAUAUAUAUGAAUACAUAUAUAAAAUUAAUAAUUCACAGCAUCCCACCAACAGAUGUUUGUUUGUGAAAUCCCACCUCAUCACUAAGGAUGGGGACUGGCAUCAAUAUGAUGACAUCAUCUGUGCUGAGCCAUCAAAAGGCGUGCUAAAACGCUUAAAGGAAGCAUUUAUCGGUCCUGAAGAAAAGAGAAGCCUGGUUGAAGGCAGAAAGAUAGCAGGACGUAUAAUGCUUGGGACCAUAUUUGAUCUUCUCAGGGGCUGGAGUGAAACCAACCUGAGCAGUUUUCAGGUUCAGUUGAACCAGUUCUUUCAGGUUUAUGGAAACCCUUUUGUGUUUGAAGACAAAGUGAAGAAAUGGGACACCUUAGAUUUUGGGGAAGAUGAUGUGAGGUGGAUGCUGAAAGAGUUCAUGCUGGCAAAACUCAUUCCUCAGUCGAAGGAUGGAGAAAGACAGAGUUCCUUUAUCCAGGACUCCUUUCGAGCAGCUGUCAUAAUGCUUCAUGUAUGGAGACAGUAUCAGAUCAGACUUGCUCCGGGUGAGCUCAGUUGGCUCUGUACUGUGCUGUGUUUACCCAAACUGGAGAAGGACACAUUCCUUCAGUACUGGGCAGAGUUUUCUCAGGAUGUGUCUGUUCUUAAAGGUUUGCCAGAAACGUUGGUGUCUCUGAUAAAAACUGUGAAACAUGAGCGCAUGCCUCGAUGGAUUAUGGUUCUACCACUUCUGCACCUCCUCAAAGGCACCAGCAAACCCUUUGAAGUACAAACUUCUGCAAACAUGAAGUAUGACGUGUCUUGGGCAGGUCUACAAGGCCUUGAAAUGGGCAAUGUAACAUACAUGAGCAGUCAGUAUAGGAAGUCUCUUUUAAAUGUGAUAAAAAACUACAGUCACUUGACGGAGGUGGAUACACUUUUAGUUCGAUCCUGUUUGUAUCUGAUGCCAAUCGAUGAACUCAUGGAGUGUACCAGAAUGAUGAACCCUGAACUUCUGGACCUGCUUCUUGUUUUCACUAAUAAGGUUUCCCAGGAAACAACUGCCAGCAACUUUCAGGAUGUAACUGACAUUCUCGCCCACAUCCAAGGUCAUCUUCUUGAGGAAAAAUAUAGUUACUUCACAAAGGCUUACGGGAGAGAAUGUCUGGCUACAGCAGUGAAACUGCUGGAGAAGAUCUGCAAAGGAGUUAGAGUCUCAUCAUAUGGUCUGAACUUCCCUGAUAUCCCUGUGGCGUGCAUGAAUCUGGUCUCGUCGGUGUCAAACUUUGUUCAAUCCAACAAACAGGAGGCUCCAGAUGGAGAGAAUCAACAUGGAAAAGGGAUGGAAAUCACUCAGGCGACACGCAUAAUGAGAAACUGGAUGAAUCAAUCCUUCAGACAGAGUUUGGUCAGCAAGGGGCUGACUACCUAUUUAUACGAUACUACAACAAAAACAGAGAUUGAAAUUUGGAACAACAUCAUUUCCAUUAACUUCAAAGACGAAGAAUACACAAAAGAUUGGAGGCAGACCUUCACAAUGGAUUUUGAGGGCAAAUACAAACAGGAAUCUGCACUCAAUCAAGUUGAAUACUACUGCAAGAACAUAGAGAAGCUCAGUGAAUCCCAUCCACAUGUUGCUUCCAUCGUUGAGAAGUGUGCUCUUGAAGCUGUCACAUCUCUGUGCCAGUCCAGGUCUGAAGGCAAAGUGUUUGAACGGUUGGAGAUAAAUUGGAAGUUUGGGAAACUCAUCUCUGCCAUUAUCCAAAAAUCCUGGCCAACGGACAAUCAAGGACAUUAUCAGGAAGAUCAAGAAAUCGUCUUUCAGCACCUCCUCUCCUGGACUGCGGCCAAAGAGAUUUUCCACCUACAUGACAAAGACAAAAAGCUCACCGAGAAGCUCUCUAACGAUGCCGGAGACAGAAUUGCUGAAGCUAUAUCAUCGUUCAAAGCCAUCACCAAUCAGCUGCUUCAAGGACACAUUAAGAUCAGCGUCCUUAACAACAUUCUGCAGAGACAGCAGCCCUUUUUAGAUCUGCUGAAGAUAGAGUGCCUUUCUGAGACUGGACAAUACAGGGACAUGGCCAAAAUAAAGAGGCUGCUGCAGUGCAGACAAGAUGAAGUGAGAUCUGUGUACCAUGAAGUGGAGCUUGUGGAUGUCAUCUUAACAAUGUGUCACAAACUUGAGGAACAUAUGACAGUUGAUGUUGCUGACUUGGAGAACAAAAAACAGGUCAACAUUGAGAUGAUGCCCUUGGACCAUUUCAUGGAGGUUCAUCCAUUUGACCAGCUGGCUUCUGCAAAAGCUGGUAUUGUGACUUACUUCAACCUCAGUAAAGAUAUCAAAGAUAUGGCGGAAGUGUUGUACACUUUCAGAGAGAGUUAUAUAUUCAAAUUAUGUUGGGAUGAACAUGCAAGAGACCUGGCACCUGAAGAAAUGGAGGAUGAGGAGUCUGUUGAGCAGCAAGAGGACAUCAUGGUAACACCUGAAGUGAUUCAUGACAAUAUUUUCUUGGCUUGCUUUGAUGAGUACAAAGACAUCUACACUCGUCUGAAGGAUGGCAGUAUAGCGCUUGAAGAGGUCAAUCAGCUUUUUGGAGCCUACAAAGGCAAGUAUGAUGAUCUAAAACAGGAACUGGACAUCAUGUGCAAAGUUGAUAGAUCAGUUGAGAAGCAGUGGAUCCACGGCAGAGUCGAACAGAUUGAACAGUAUCAUGAGCUUCAUCUGGCUGUGGCCUCAGCUGAAGUUAUCAUGAAGGUCAAAGAGACGCUUGGUCUUCAAGGUGACUUCGGAGUUUUGGAAACACUCACAGAAGUUAUCCAUGCAGACUUUCAAAAAGAGCCACUCAGUCGAAUAGACAAUAAUUUGAUGCAGGCAAAGAUGGUUCUGGUGGACAUUACAGAAUCCCGCAGACAGUGUCUGGAGGAGCUGGGAUUCAGACGACACUUUGUAAAGUGGGUGAAGGACGCCCUUGAAGAUAUUAAUGAGUUGAAGGUGUUUGUUGACCUGGCCUCCAUUUCUGCGGGGGAGAAUGACAUGGAUGUGGAUCGAGUCGCUUGCUUCCAUGAUGCCGUCCUGGGCUACUCCUCAGUGCUUUACGAGCUGAAACCCGACUCUGGUUUUACUGCCUUUAAAGAAGUGCUCAAGAAGCUCUGGAGAGCUUUUGAGAACGACGGAAACCUACCAAAGAAACUGCGGGACAGUGCGCGGCAUCUGGAAUGGCUGAAGACUGUGAAAGACAGUCAUGGCUCAGUGGAGCUAUCGUCUCUCUCGUUAGCAUCAACAAUUAACAAAAAGGGAACCUACCUAAUCAGUGCACAAAGUGCUACGAAGUUGAGUCUUGAGAUGGCUCUGAAGCUGCAGAUCCUAGAGGAGCAUGAUGAGGGUCACCAGAUGCGCUACUACUCUCUGGAUGACUUGAGAGAGCUUCAAAACAAACUCAUGCUCAUGUCUGGAAAAGGGGAUCAAGGACAGAAGGAAGUUGAUCAUUUUGCAGAGGUUUUUGCCAGCGUUCAGAGACUAGCUGAGGCCUUCAUAGCUCUUUACAUUGCUGGAAACCCUCUGUUCAGAAACUGGGAAGUGCAAAUAAACAGCUAUGUAAAUGGCGACGAACCCAGCAUUAUGAUGGACUUCAACGUGGGAAAUGCUCUCAGUGUCAUUGUGGAAGGCAAUGUAGAAGAGCAGCUUCCCGAUCUUUGCAAAAGAAUGGAGGAAUGUUUGGGUUUUUGGAUGAAGUUUGUCGACAAACAAAGAUCCCAGCAUUACUAUUUGAACUACUACACAGCCGAACAGAUAGUCUAUCUAUGCAGCAAGAUGACCCAGCAAAAUGUAACCAGUCUAGAGGACGAAGUUCUCAUGAUGCUCUCUUUCAUCAAGCCAAAAUGCACAUCCGUAGACUUAAGGCACGUCUGGCAUGCAUUUCAGUAUGAAAUCCUCACUAAACCAUGUGAACAAAAUGAGGACAUUGAGUUUCAGACUUUUGUUAUGGAGCAGGAAACUGCGGUGGAAGAUCCAGAAUUUAACAUCGAGCUUGAUCCAUUGCCAAAUUUUGUGCAGCAAGCAAGGGGCCUGCAAGCAUUUGAUCAGAUAUGGAACACUUACAUGAAAGACAUGAAGAGUUUUCUCCCAAACAUUCUUGAUAUCAAAAGUCUUGGAAGAUUGUUGGAAAUACUUGCCAACAAAGAUGAUGAGAAUGAAGAAAGUGACAGUGAAGAAGACAUAUCUGAUGACAAGACUGGCAGUUUCAUACAAAGGCAGUUACCUAAGGGUCUAGUCACUGGAAAGCCAAAUCUCAUUGUUUGUCCGCAUGACGAUGUCUUGACAUCCUGCAUCUCCAUCUAUAUGAACAAUGAAGACCAGGUUCUUCCAACCUAUGAUGAAGUCCUCCUCUGCAAUCCCUCAACUUCAUAUGAACAAGUGGAACUAUUCCUCAGACGCAGUCUGGGCAAGGGCUACGGAGGACAGAAAAUAUAUACUCUGCUGUACGGGGAUCUCCUCACAUAUGAUGUGAGCUCCAAAGUUGAGAAGUUUUUUCAGCGAAUAAAAAUGGAGAGUAGGAAGGACUACAAGCUUGUCAUCGUUUGCAGCUCAGAAAGGGAGCAUGCCUACCUUCCAUCUGCUUUCAGCGAGUGCAGAUUGCACCUGAUUCCCCAGGAGCCAUUGGCAAAGAUCCAGAUGUAUCUUCAGCAACACUAUGCAGUCCCUGCAGAAGAGUGCAGUGCAGCAGCUGCGUUUAAAGACAGACUCUGCGUUGGUGUCAUCUCAUCCAAAAGAGCUGGUGUUGGUAAAUCUCUGUACAUCAAGAGGUUGUUUGAAAAACUUAAGCAAUCAACUGACAAGCCAUCAAUGAUGAAAUGCAUUCGGCUGAUUGAACCUAACGUGGAUGAGACUGCCAUCCUUCAAUCUUUGUUGGACACCCUUAAAGGGGAAGAGCUCACCAUGUUCCAUUUUGAUGUCACAUCAUCGGUACAGAAAGGUCUUCACGAGUUCCUUUUCAAAUUGUUGAUCUUGCGCUACCUAAUGGAUUCAGAGGGAAAGAUGUGGAGGUGCAAUGACAGACAGCUGUAUGUCAUGGAGAUGUUAGAGCCCACUGUCAAGUCAACCAGAAGUGCCACUCCCCAGGAUCAAACGAUGAACAACACAUUCAUAGACGUGUUUCCCAAUAUUUUCUGCCGAUCACCCAAAGAGGUUUUGAUGUUAGAAACGAGGAAGUCAGAGGAUCCUAACAUUGUGUGCGCCCAUGACCCACUGAUGGAUGAUAAGGAGUUCAGAAGUGAAGCUUUCCAGCGGCCAUACCAGUACCUGGUGCGCUUUCAUAACAAGGCGAAUCUAGAUGUAUUCAAAUAUCAGGGUGUCGAGGGGUCACACGUGGAAUGUCUUCAGAUGUUUCUCAUGUUCUGUGGUAUCAUGGACCCAUCCUGGGCAGAACUGAGGAAUUUUGCAUGGUUCCUUAACCUUCAGCUGAAAGACUCUGAGACAUCAGUGUUUUGUGAUGCUACUUUCACCGGAGACACGCUAGCUGGAUUUAAAACCUUUGUGGUUAAUUUCAUGAUUUUGAUGGCAAAGGACUUUGCUACUCCAUCAAUCAGUAUCUCUGAUCAGAGUCCUGGCGUUCCAGAAGUCAAUCUGACUGGUGUCCGAGAUGAAGACCUGGCUCCUUUUCUCAUCAGAAAAAGAUGGGAAACAGAACCACAUCCAUACAUCUUCUUCAAUGACGAUCAUGUGUCCAUGACUUUCAUUGGUUUCCAUCUUCAGCUCAAUAAUCAAAACUCUGUUGAUGCCAUUGAACCCAUUACUAAAGCGGUGAUAAAAAGCAAUGUCAUGACAAGGGAACUGUAUGAGGGCUUAAAGCUCCAGAGAGUGCCUUUCAACAUCGACUUUGAUAGCCUUCCGCGAUCUGAAAAAAUAGAGAGAAUCUGCAACGUUUUGGGUAUCCAGUGGCCUCUAGACCCUGAUGAAACAUAUGAACUUACAACUGACAAUAUAAUGAAGAUGCUGGCAAUCCACAUGAGGUUCAGAUGUGGCAUCCCCGUCAUUAUCAUGGGAGAAACAGGUUGCGGGAAGACAAGGCUCAUCAAAUUCCUUUGUGAAUUGCGUAGGGGUGGAGUGGGAACUGAAAACAUGAAACUGGUCAAGGUACACGGAGGGACGACUUCAAAGAUGAUCUGCUCAAAAGUGAGAGAUGCAGAAGACAUUGCUUCCAUCAACAAAGAAGACUAUGGGUUUGGCUCUGUUCUCUUCUUUGAUGAGGCCAACACCACUGAGGCCAUCAGCAGUAUUAAAGAGGUACUCUGUGAUAAGACGGUGAAGGGAGAAUGUUUGACACCCAACUCUGGAUUGCAGAUUAUUGCUGCAUGCAACCCUUACCGGAAGCACACAGAUGAGAUGAUUCAAAGGUUGGAAUCUGCAGGUCUUGGGUACAGAGUUCGAGCUGAAGAAACUGAUGAAAAGCUGGGGUCUAUCCCACUUCGACAGCUUGUGUAUAGAGUUCAAGCCUUGCCACCAAGCAUGAUCCCUCUAGUGUGGGACUUUGGACAAUUGAAUGAUCAUGCGGAGAAAAUGUACAUUGAGCAGAUCGUGCAAAGAGUGGUUAAGCGCAAAGAUAUUGAUCAAAGGUACAUCAGUUGCAUCACUGAUGUCCUUUCUGCUUCACAGAAGUAUAUGAGGACAAGAAAUGACGAGUGCAGCUUUGUCAGUCUGAGGGAUGUAGAACGAUGCAUGCAGGCCUUUGUUUGGUUCCAUGACAACCACAAGAUGUUCUUUUUGGAGCUCCAGAAAUUUGAGAGAAAUCAAAACAAUGAAGGAUAUGAAGGGUAUCAGAGACAGCUGGAGACUAGAGACCCUGUUCUUUGGUCCCUAGUUUUGGCCAUAGGAGUGUGCUACCAUGCCUGCCUUGAAGAAAAGGAUAAGUACAGGCAGGAAAUCAGCAAACGCUUACCUCUACCAUACACCUCAAACAAGGUGAUGCAUGAAAUCUCACUCAUGCAGGAUUUACUUUUAAGUGGUGUGCCAAUGGGGGACACCAUUGCAAGAAAUAGUGCCCUCAAAGAGAAUGUCUUCAUGAUGGUUCUUUGCAUUGAGUUAAGAAUCCCUCUUUUCUUGGUUGGAAAACCUGGAAGUUCAAAAUCUCUGUCUAAAACUCUGGUGGCAGAUGCAAUGCAGGGCCAAGCUGCUCAUUCAGAGCUUUACAGAAAGCUCAAACAGAUCCACUUGGUGUCCUUCCAGUGUAGCCCUCACUCAACACCAGACGGCAUCAUCAAUACAUUCAAGCAGUGUGGUCGCUUUCAGGAAGGAAAAAACCUGAGAGAGUACAUUUCGGUUGUGGUUCUUGAUGAAAUUGGAUUGGCUGAAGACUCCCCAAAAAUGCCACUGAAAACUCUUCACCCACUGCUGGAGGAGGGGUGCAUUGAUGAUGAGCCACUCCCGCACAAAAAGGUUGGAUUCAUUGGCAUCUCCAACUGGGCACUAGACCCUGCAAAGAUGAACAGAGGCAUAUUUGUCUCCCGUGGUGACCCAGAUUUAAAGGAGCUCAUUGAAAGUGCUAAAGGCAUAUGCGCAUCUGAUGUAAUGGUUUCAGAGAAGGUCAGAGAUUUCUUCAAGCCCUUUGCAAGCGCCUACUUGAACAUCUGUCGCAAACAAGGGAAAGGUUUCUUUGGCUUGCGUGAUUAUUACAGCUUGAUUAAGAUGAUCUUUGCAGUGGCCAAAGCCUCUCCGCAGAAACCCACAGCAGAGGAGAUCCUGAAAGCAGUGUUGAGAAACUUCAGUGGGAAGGAUGAUGUAGACACAGUUUCAGUCUUUACUAAAAGACUUCAGAUUGGAGUGCACCAGGAGAACAUCAGCACCAUUGAGCUUGUCAAGGAAAACAUUCAAGCAGGUGGACAGGAAGAGGAAUGUCGUUACCUGUUGGUGCUCACAAAGAACUAUGCAGCCCUACAGAUCUUGCAGCAGACUUUCUUUUCCGAAAGUGGUCAACCAGAAAUCAUUUUUGGAUCCAGCUUCCCUAAAGACCAAGAGUAUACCCAAAUCUGCCGCAACAUCAACAGAGUCAAAAUAUGCAUGGAAACGGGUCAAACGGUUGUACUCCUGAACCUGCAAAACCUAUAUGAAAGUCUCUAUGAUGCUCUGAACCAGUACUAUGUCUACUUGGGAGGUCAGAAAUAUGUGGACCUUGGUUUGGGAACCCAUCGUGUGAAAUGCAGGGUGCACAAAGACUUCCGUCUUAUCGUCAUUGAAGAAAGAGAGGUGGUCUACAAACAGUUCCCAAUUCCUCUGAUCAACAGACUUGAGAAACACUACUUGGACCUCCACACUGUCCUGAAAACUGAGCAGAAGAGAAUGGUGGAAGAACUGGAGAAAUGGGUGAAACUCUUUUCAUCGGUCAACAGCCAGCAUGCAGGAGGGGCUCAGACGUACAAGUAUCAGCCGCCAGAUGUGUUCAUUGGCUACCACUCGGACACCUGCGCUUCAGUGGUUCUUCAAGUAAUAGAUGAACACAGGGAUGGUAUGGAAAUAUCAGAUUCAGAGAGAAGACUACUUGACGAAGCCAAACUCAUACUCCUCAAAUGUGCUACGCCUGACUCAGUGGUGCGGCUGGAUUGCACUGGUCUGCCAAAAGUGGAGAGUGAAGAUCUUGCUAGGGACUACUUUGAGGAGCAGAGUAAUAGUUGUUUAGCUGACUACAUACUUGGUCACACAAGACAGAAAUCCCAUGGCUGCGCCUUCUUCACAGAGGUGACAACUUUCUCCAGACUUCUGACUGCAUUUGACUUGGAACCUCUGGAAAAAAUGUUCCACAGAGUGGAGCUUCUUUCACUCCAACAGUUUGACACUGAGCACUCUUUCCUGAAGAAGAUCAGGAACUUCCUGACUGCUGUAAAUGGACGCAGCAACACUGGACCAUGCAACAAGAUCCUCAUCAUUCAGAGUGAUUUUAAUGAAGGCUCUGAAAGUGCCAAUCUCAUUGCAUCUGCAAAGUACUCAUCAAUAAAUGAAAUCAACAAGAUGUCUCAGGAUGGCACAGAAAGCAAGGUAUUUGUCUACUUCAUCACAAGAUUGCCGAGAAUGGAAGGAGGGACGUCCUACAUUGGGUUCCAUGGAGGUCCCUGGAGAUCAGUUCACAUUGAUGAUCUUAGACGGUCAAAAGACAUUGUUUCAGACAUCAAAACCUUGCAAAACAUGACAAUCAGCCAAAUGUUUGAAGCCAAGAUGAUUCAGCCUGAAGCCAUGGAAGUGGAUGACAUGUAUAAUGAAACUCAGACAGAGAAGCAGGAUGAGACUCACGAUUCAGAAAACGUUUUGGACACCACAGCGCUGCUGCGGAGCUGUGUGCAGAGUGCAGUGGGCAUGCUGAGGGACCAAGCGGAAAGUGGCUCCCGCAGUACUCGGAGAGUUGAGAUCCUACUGACGCUCCUAGCUGAUGAUAAUGAAAUUACGGGUGAGUUUCUACAAACGGUGAAGAAGCAUCUGCACUCACUGUUGGAGAGUCAUGAUGGAAACUCCAUGAAGAGCAACUGGGUCCUCAAGGAGGCCUCAAACAUCGAUGCCUUACAAGAGGGAGGCACCUUCAGGCAAACAUUAUGGAAACGUGUUCAGGCUGUGGUUGUUCCCCUCUUGGCCCAUCUAAUUUCAAUCAUCGACCAGGACCAAAACAUGAACCUCCUGCUUGAUAGAAACUGCUGUGAAUCUGUGAAGAGACUGUGGUUGGAUAUGUUUAGCAAUGAAAAGUUGCUGAAUAUCUCACACCAAGCAAUAGACCGCAACUCUGAGACGAGAACAAUCCUUGUUCAGACUCACAUGAUCCAAGACGGGAACAUGGGCUGCAGCAUGCCGUUCAGCUGGAGAAUUAAGGACCAUCUGGAAGAACUCUUGGUUCAUGCGCUCCAACAUGAAGGACAAACUCAGCAAGAGUUUGUUGAGUUCUUCUGGAAGACACCACUGGGACGCUUCAUUGAGAAAGCAGAUCCAGAUAUGCAGACAGAGUUUUAUCAACGCUACCUUCAGGAUUUCAUCUCUAUGUCAAUGAGUGUGACCUGUCAGGAAGACCUUCAGCUCCUCCGUGGCGCCUUGAAUUGUUGUGUCAGUGAGCUGCGACUGAAGUUAAAUGACACCGAAACAGUGAUAUCUCUUCCGUGGGUCCAUUCUGCAUAUCAUGAGUUCAAAAACCGGCUGCAGAACCUCUCAAGAAUGAUGUGUCUGCAGCCUCAGGUGACCAAAGACCUGCUGGGAAAUAAACACGCCAGUGAUAGUGUCGAAAUGGUUCUCGAUGUGUAUGCUGCUUUUGCAUGUUUGGAGCACCUUGAGCCCAGAGUUCUGGACACAGAUGCUCAAAGACAAGCCUGGCUCAGGCAGGUGAAAAAACUCCAGGUUCCCAUAGAGCUGAUCUGCUCAGAGGACAGCAUGAGAAACUACGGAGAGAGGAGCAAGAUGAUUGUCAAGAGGGUUCAAUCUGGCUGGAAUCGCAUAUUUUCUCUCGCUCUGUUUGUGGAGCACAUGCUCCUGGGAAUUGAGGUGUUGGAGAGGAAACUGACACCUGUAGUUUUGGAGCAUACACGGGGCCUUGGCCAGAUCCUUGAGAAAAAUUCGGACCUCAAAACUCAGCAGUCCUUUGAGGCAGUAAUUGGUUUGCUGAAAACCUGCAAAGAUGGAGCCGUGGAACGAAUCUUCAGGUUCGGUCUAACAAUUUGUCCAGUGUGUAUGGGAGACCCACAGGAUCCACUUUCCCUGGGCUGUGAACACAUCUACUGUCUAGCCUGUAUCAAACAGUGGCUGGUCCCUGGGCAGAUGUAUUGUCCCCUGUGCAUGCAGCCAGUGGAAGAGGACUUCCCCAUGGUUCCUUCAGAUGACAUAAGGAUUCAAGUCACCCAACAUGCUCAGUUCAGGAAGCAGUGCAACGCCUUCUUCAUAGACUUGGUGUCCACCGUGUGCUUCAAGGACAACUCUCCUCCCAGUCCAGCUGUCAUUCAUGAUCUGUUGUCCUUCCUCAUGGUGGAGGCCAACGCUGCCCCCCUCAUCGGAGGUAAUCCACAAACGCUGACAAAAGUGCUCUCUCCUUUUGAUGACUCUGUGGAUAGAAAUCCAGUGGUCCGCUCAGUGGUCCUCAAACUCUUGCUGAAGUACAGCUUUGAUGAUGUUAAAGAAUAUCUGCAGCAGCAUCUCAUGGAAGUUCAGAAAAGCAUCAUCUUGGAGGACAAAGACAAGACUGAACUCUACUGCUUGUACAUAAACUGCCUGGAGGACUCCAUGUUUGAGAGGUUGCAGUUCAGGUCCAUUGCAGAUGAGCAGGCAUAUGUGCAGGAUGAAAAUGCCUUCUUGACUGACUUCCUGCAAACACAUGACACAUCUGCUACAAAUGCAACUGUAGAGUGUUUGCAGCAGGUGGCCAGAGUUCGCAUGGACCUGGAUCUGACUGCAAGGAUAAUUGUGGAAAAACUGAGAACAGCAGGCUCACAGGAGGGUCAGACUGGAACCAGAGCUUUCCUGGAGACUGUGGUGAACCUUUGCAGGCGAAGUGGAAAUGACUGGUAUCGUGUUUAUUUGAUCCGAAAGAUCUGCAGCCAACAUGGAGUGGAGUUUGUCCUGAAACUCCUCAAACAGGAUCAGAUGCGUUGGCUCUUCCCUGAAGAACUUGUCCAACAUAAUGAAGAAACAACCCUGAUAGACCAGUAUCUUGUGUACGGAGAAGACUACAAGACUGUCAGAGAGGCUGUUGCAAAAGUAAUCAUGGAUGGCAAAGCAGACGGACUUGAAGAAGCUUGUGAGACAUGCAGAUGUCCACCGCAGAAUAAAACAGUUUACCUUCUAUUGGCGCUGUUCAGAGAAGUCACCACUCUCUAUAGACAAGCUAAUGCUAGCUUCCAUCCAAAGCCUGAGCAACUGGAAGCUCUGACGUCCUACAUCCAGACAUCGAGAGUCCUUGCCAGCCCAGAGGUGAAGGCCUUUGCCCGGGCUCUGGUGACCAACGAACUGGGGCCGUUGACUCUUCAUUCUCGGCUCUCUGGCAGCAAGAGUGCAUCAGUGGAAAUAACUGUUCACUUAGCGGCUGUCCUGCUCUGUGGAGCCCAGGGGAUGUUAGCACCCCUGCAGCAGCUGGCGAUGGCUCCUGCAAACAUGCUGGCAGCUUUCUUGCCCACCAUGCCUGAGGACAUGAUUGCAGUAGCUCAACAAGUUCUGGGUCCAGUGCGGUGGUACCUUUGUCCAAAUGGCCAUCCCUGCACCAUUGGCGAGUGUGGCCAGCCCAUGGAAACGAGUCAUUGUGUAGAUUGUGGUGCUGUGAUUGGAGGAAACAACCACUUGGCUGUCCAGGGAUUUCAGGGCAUGGGCAUGCAAGGUGACCGCACUCAGAGCGGCCACAUCCUUGGUGACGCACAACGCAGAGACAACCCAGACAUGCUGGACACAAAGAGCAUUUCCCCUGUUCCCUUCACUGUUAUCCGCAUGCUCACUCACAUGGCCAUGCUGCUCGGUACCUGCAGCCACUUGCAGUUUAUUUCUGCAAUCAUCAAACCUCAAGUUGCUGAUCCUGGAGCAUUUCUUCUUGCACAUCUGGGAAAAGAUGUGGAACAUCUGGCCAGGUCUCUGGGUAAAGGGACUGAUGACACGAUCAGUGCAGUUCAUCUGCUCAUCGGCAGCCUCCUGGGACCCCAACAGCCAAACCAGUGGCCUGCUCCUCACGCCAAUCUGCUCUCCACCAAAGAGGCCAGAAAUGCAUGGGAGAUAGACAUGAGCAACAGCAUCAUCACACCUCAACUAAAGAACUUGGAGAGACAGCUUAAGGAAGUAAAUACAUUCAUUCGUGGAGACUCUCGCCUCUCUGCUAAUCCAGUUGUGAAGCUUGUGUUUGGUGAUCCUCGUCUCUUCUUAAACUCACUUCAUCCAAACUCUCUGAUCCAUUGUUCUGCCGUGUGGAGCUGCAGAGAGAAAGUGUCUCUGCUGAGUCUCACCCACAUUGUGGAGCAGAAUGACGGCAGAGACGCCCUUCCUGUGCUGUGGAGAUUUCUGCAGAAGGAAGCAGAAGUGAGACUGGUGAAGCACCUGCCUGACAUCCUCGCGCUCCAGAAGGAUCUGAUCAAGAAGUUUCAAAACAUCACUGAGCUUACUUACAAGACCAUUGGUCAAUUUCUCCAGAACCAGAAAGCAGCUUCCCUUAAAGCCUGGUAUAAGAAAUACAUAAAAAUCUUCUUAUCAGCCUGGAAUCGGCUCAGAGGGUCUCUGGCAACAAACGGUGAGAUUAAAAUCCCAGAUGAGUUCUGCCAGAAGGACCUGGACAUGAACAGUGACUUCAGGGUGCUGUUACCACGGCGACAAGGUCCAGGCCUGUGCUCCACGGCCCUCAUCAGCUACCUAAUAACUCUGCACAACGACCUUGUUUACUCUGUAGACAGGCUCACCGGAGAGGAGACCAGCUACAAAGUGAGCCCUGCAGAUCUGACUGACCUGCAUGUGAUUCGUUAUGAGAUUGAGCGAGAUGUGAUGCCCCUGGUUCUGUCAAACGUCCAGUACAGCAUCAAGAAGGGCCAGGAGACCCUUUAUGAGUACGAUUUACCCAGGAUCCAGCAGCAGAUCAUCUCCCGCUUCCUCCUGGGAAAACCUCUCAUUACUCUGAACGGCAUUCCGACACUAGUGAACAGACAUGACCGCAACUAUGAGAUUAUCCUCAGGGAUGUAAAAGAAAAAGUGAGACAAGAGCCUCUGCAGACUCUCACCCUGGUUUCUGUGGCUGGAGAGCUGCAGUCCUACAGCGAGGUGUGUGAAGCCCUGUCCACGCUGGAAGUGGCCCUGGGCUUCCUUGCCAUGACUGGGGGAGAGCCUGAGAUGCAGCUGUCCAGCUACCUGGAGGAGGUGCUGCAGAUGGGAAACCAGAUGGCUCAGCAUAUCGUCAAGGCCUUGAGCAUGUGUUGUGUUAAGCAUUGUGUGGCGCUGUGGCAGCUACUGGCCUCACUCAAAUCAGAAAAUAUGCUCUGUCUCAAGAGAGAUCCAUUUGUGGGAGUUUCAGAGAAGUACAAAGAGCCUCUCAGUGAUGAAGAUCAGCAGCUGCUGAUUGAUUUCUUCUCUAAAAACAGUGCUGACAGUUUCCUGCUGGAGAUGCACGAGUUCCUGGUGCUGGUCCUCAAAACGCCAAACGCUUCUGAUACCUACAAACCCAACUGGGGCUUAAAAGAAACGCUGAUGCCUUACAUGGACCAGAAAGACGUGGACGUCCCCCCAGACGUGGAGGAGCUCUUCCCAGAGAAGAUCUGCCUGUCCCACUACGUAGAAGCCUGGAAGUUCAUCGUCACCUUCAAGAAGGAACGUGGGCAGAGGCAAUGA